This is a messenger RNA of Truncatella angustata, 897 nucleotides long. Its product is annotated as Alpha/beta hydrolase fold-1. The transcript has 2 exons. NCBI's taxonomy places the organism in Eukaryota, Fungi, Ascomycota, Sordariomycetes, Amphisphaeriales, Sporocadaceae. The record is from RefSeq and is a predicted model, not a curated record. The coding region runs from base 1 to 897 and encodes 298 amino acids.
AUGUCUCCUCCUGAAACCCGUCCGGUGAUCCUUCUCGUGCCUGGUGCUUUUGGAACCCCAGCCGGCUUCGAGAAGCUUGCGGAGUUCCUAAGAGCAGCCGGGUUCUCGACACAUCCGGGAGCUUACCCUAGUUGCAAUCCUACCGACCCAACCACUGCAACGAGCCAAAAGGACAUUGCCUACCUUCGCGACAACGUUCUCAUACCGCUCCUGGAUCAAGAGAAGAGAGACGUCGUCAUUAUCGCACACUCGUACGGCGGUGUUGUAGCUGGCGGCGCAGCCAAGGGCCUUGAUAAGCCAGCCCGUACAGGGAAAGGUCACUCCACCAGCGUCACUGGCCUGAUCUAUGUCGCCGGCAACAUCACAUUAGAGGGGGAAACCCUUCGCGAAGCAGUUGGUGGUGUUUAUCCACCGUUCAUAAAAGUGGACAAGCCAUCUAAAGGUCUGGCCCUCAUCGAACCAGCAAUGGAUAUUCUGUACAAUGACUGCGAUCCAUCGCUUGCUCCCGAGUUGGACAAGCACAUGAAUCCCCACGCGCUCCUGGCGUUCGAGACAAAAGCGACAGCACCGGCCUGGGCAGAUGCGGGGUUCGACGGCAGAAGGGUGUAUGUGCGUACCUUGGAGGAUCAAUGCAAUCCGCCUUUGCUACAGGAUGUAUGGAUCGAGAAAACAAAGGUAAAGUGGGAAGUGAUUGAUAUCAAAGCUGGCCAUAUGCCAUUCGAGAGCCAGCCCGAGACGCUGGCUGAGCAGGUAGUGAGUUCUGCCCAUGGAUUCUCCGCCGUAAGGCAGAACGUGCUUGUGCAACAUUGGCCCAUGGAAGGCUGGAAUGUCACAGCUGCUUUUUGGAGGAUAUGCGCGCCAGUACGUAGUUAUAUUGGAGGUCUUCUGAAAAGCUAA